UGAUUGGUUUGUGGGGCGUGGAAUUAGCUCAUAAAGAAGCUAAGGAAGGACCAUAAAAUUGCCAUUAUUACCAAGUAUAGACCACGGAGCUGUCGUCUUCGCCUAGAACUUGGUUUCAAGCUUUGCGAUUGUGCUGCUAUAAAAAGUUGCGUCUCCAAACUGCUUUUUGCCGAAAACUGGACGAAUUGUAUUCCCAACGCGUAGGAUCAUGUUCCCUUUUUUUCUUCUUCUCCUGCUUCUCAGCUUCCACUUCACAUCGGUUUCUCCGGCCACGCUCCGGCCAGAUUACUACGCCAAAUCAUGCCCGGAGGCCGAAUCCGUCGUCCGGAGUGUCAUGAAGAAAGCUCUGUUCAGAGAGCCUCGGAGUGUCGCCUCCGUCAUGCGCUUCCAGUUUCACGAUUGCUUCGUCAAUGGCUGUGAUGCUUCUAUGUUGCUGGAUGAUACUCCGACGAUGCUCGGGGAAAAACUCGCUCUCUCCAACAUAAAUUCGCUUCGAUCUUUCGAAGUCGUCGACGAAGUGAAGGAGGCGUUGGAGAAGGUCUGUCCUGGAAUCGUCUCUUGCGCAGACAUCAUAAUCAUGGCAUCUAGGGACGCCGUUGCUCUGACGGGCGGCCCCAACUGGGCGGUGAGAUUGGGCAGGCUGGACAGCCUAACAGCGAGCCAAGAGGACUCAAACCAGAUCAUGCCAAGUCCAAGAGCCAAUGCAAGCUCUCUAAUAGACCUCUUCAACAACUACAAUCUCUCUGUUAAAGAUCUGGUUGCUCUUUCUGGCUCACACUCCAUCGGCCAAGGCCGGUGUUUCUCCGUCAUGUUUCGGCUCUACAACCAGUCGGGCACCGGGCGGCCGGACCCGGCUAUCGAGCCAAGCUUCAGAGAAGAGCUCUACUGGCGAUGCCCGCAAGGUGGUGAUGAAAAUGUCACAGUGAACCUUGACUCCACGCCCUAUGUUUUUGACAAUCAGUACUUCAAGGACUUGGUUGGUGGGAGAGGGUUCUUGAAUUCUGAUGAAACUCUUUAUACGUUUGCUGAAACCAGACGGUAUGUGAGGCUUUUUAGCAGAAAUCAGAGCGCGUUUUUCAGGGCGUUUGUGGAGGGUAUGCUGAAGAUGGGUGAUUUGCAGUCUGGCCGCCCGGGGGAAGUAAGAAGGAACUGUAGACUCGUCAACAGUCAAUCUGUUGUCAUAUAGUUAAUACAAAAAUACUCAGAUGUUUAUAGGUCUGCCAGCUCUAUUUUGUUGCUAAAUUUUGACUAGUAAAAAUGAUGCUCAAUGGGUAAUGAUCAAUGAAUAUAAAUUAUUUAUAAAUGUAACCAAUUAACUUUAUUAAGAGAGUGGAUUCCCACGUA
This is a messenger RNA of Momordica charantia (bitter melon), 1344 nucleotides long. Its product is annotated as Peroxidase superfamily protein. The record is from RefSeq and is a predicted model, not a curated record. Gene Ontology annotation, biological process: hydrogen peroxide catabolic process; response to oxidative stress. Gene Ontology annotation, molecular function: heme binding; peroxidase activity. NCBI's taxonomy places the organism in Eukaryota, Viridiplantae, Streptophyta, Magnoliopsida, Cucurbitales, Cucurbitaceae.